AAUGAUGAUGAGAAUAGAUCGUCGGGGUCCUCAAUUGACGGUAUAAUCUGUUUGAAACGACUGAACCUGGACCUCUUGAUCCUGGAGAUCUCGGGCCCAAUGUGGAAAGAAGACUUUACGCAUUAUCUCAAGGACAGGCAAAAGAUAGCAAAGAAUCUGAAAAAGAUGAUGAAAAGCAUCUUGCGACAAAAGCUGGUUAUGGCAGAAGCAAAAGAUCUGAUGCUUUUUGGAAUGCAGCUGUAUAAAAACACCAUCCAUUUGUACUGUCUGACCAUGCCCAUCAUUGGAUUCUAUUGUUUUGUGGAAGUCAUGUCAUACCCAAUUCCGACCAACCCUGCUACAUAUCCAAAGGACCUCCCUCGCUAUGUCAAGAAUCUGUUCAAAACGUUGAAGUUGGUCAUCCACGGUGCCGAUGUUUUGCAAAGAUACAUGACAAGUUUUGAGUAUUACAGCAGCGACGAAACCAUCUCAGACGACAACAGCCCUCUCUCUCCUCCUUUUAUCUCUCCCCAGAAGACUGGAAAACGAAAAGGGAUUUCCAAAACCAGUACCACCGACAGCAAUAUAGAUAACAAAAGAAAGCAAACAUCAUCCAUGCUUUGAAUUUAUUUAGUACCUUAUUUCUUUAUGUAUACCAAAAUAAACCGUCAGGCAUUUGUGUUUACUACACACUUUACUU
This is a messenger RNA of Phycomyces blakesleeanus NRRL 1555(-), 679 nucleotides long. RefSeq lists its product as hypothetical. The record is from RefSeq and is a predicted model, not a curated record. Lineage: Eukaryota; Fungi; Mucoromycota; Mucoromycetes; Mucorales; Phycomycetaceae. The coding region runs from base 100 to 603 and encodes 167 amino acids. The transcript has a single exon.